UUUUACAAGGAGCUGGAUGCCAUACUUGGGUGUGACCCCACUGCCAAUCCGAGGACCACGAUGGAGAGUUCAGAGCAGGGAGAAGUGGGGGAGGGUGUAGAGGAAGCCGACAGUGAGGCUACUGGCGUGGAGGGAGACACCCCGGAGUCCCAGGAGGCAUGCAGCCAGGUGCUCUUCUCAAGCCAGGAGGAGGCUAGCCAGUCGCAGCAGCUGGAAGUUGCUGGUGAGGAAGAAACUGAGGAGCGUGCUCGGGUGACCUUGACUAAUGCAGCCGGAUCACCGGCCUCACGUCAGUUGCAGAACUUGAGAAAAAAUCCCCGAAAAUCAAAAGAAGAAUUGAUCAAAGCAGUUAUGAUUCACUACAACAGAGAAAGUAGGAAGACGCAGGAAUGGAGAGAUAAAAUGUAUGAGUGGAGGCAAACAGAAAGCAGGAGAAAGGAAUUGGCUAUCAAAAAAACCUCAAAGCAGAUGAUAAGCCUCCUGGCUCGCCAAACUGAGUCUUUCGAGUCUCUCGUAGCCAUGCAGGCAGAUCUGUACCAUGGUAACCCACACCCCUCCCAAAGCUCUCUUUCUUGUUCCCCAGUAUUUGCACAAAACACCUUUCUCCAGCAGCCAGUUUCUUAUUACGCCCAGCAGCCCCCAACACCUGUACGAUCACCUACCAGCCCUGAUAACUAUAAUUCUUACCUUGUGCACUCCACCCCCAUUACCCUGCAGCAUAGUAAUCCUGAAGUGCAGCAGACAUUGAACAGUAAUCAAAACAGGACAUAUUCAAACCUCUGAAUGUACAGUCCACCACCCUAACCCCCCUGGCCUUUUAUGUACUGUACUUUGAAUAAAGGA
Messenger RNA from Gopherus flavomarginatus (Mexican gopher tortoise), 843 nucleotides. RefSeq lists its product as uncharacterized. The record is from RefSeq and is a predicted model, not a curated record. The coding region runs from base 61 to 783 and encodes 240 amino acids. The transcript has 2 exons. Lineage: Eukaryota; Metazoa; Chordata; Testudines; Testudinidae.